AUGUGUCCCAUCUGCAAACGAUUCCCUGAAGCAACAAUACAUGCAUUGUGGGAGUGUGGAGCUGCUCAGGACAUGUGGGUUGGAUGUUCGCACCAUACCUUGCAGAAAGGGCUGACUAAUCAAGAGACUGUGAUGAACCUGUCAUGGCAGCCACCUGAAGGAAUGAUGUAUAAACUCAAUUUUGAUGCUGCGGUCCUCACAGACACUUCAGCCUCAGGUGUUGGUGUGAUUAUUAGGAAUGACAGGGGUCAAGUUAUGGUAGCAUUGUCGUCGAAGGGUCUUGCAGUUACGAAUAGUAAGGAGGCAGAGGUUUUAGCAUGUCGACAAGCUAUGGAAUUUGUGCUAGAUGCUGGGUUUUCAGAUUUAAUUAUGGAAGGUGAUGAUUCAAAUGUUAUUCGGUCUAUUGUUUCAGCUCAGAUAGAUUGGUCUCACUUGGGGAACCUCUAUGAUGAUAUUCGUUGUUUGGCUGGAAGGUUGCGACAUGUGGAAUUUCGAGGUAUUAGACGUAUUACCAAUGAGGUAGCACAUUCUUUAGCUCGCUUUGCUAGACAUCUUAGUGAGGAUAUUGUUUGGUUGGAGGAUUCCCCUCCACCGGCUUUAGAAGCAUUGUAUUCGGAUUCUAUUUCUAUUGCUAAUUAA
Molecule: messenger RNA, 639 nt
Organism: Quercus lobata
Lineage: Eukaryota; Viridiplantae; Streptophyta; Magnoliopsida; Fagales; Fagaceae
Exons: 3
Coding region: 1-639 (212 amino acids)
Molecular function (GO): nucleic acid binding; RNA-DNA hybrid ribonuclease activity
Source: RefSeq, a predicted model, not a curated record